Molecule: messenger RNA, 4049 nt
Organism: Brassica rapa (field mustard)
Lineage: Eukaryota; Viridiplantae; Streptophyta; Magnoliopsida; Brassicales; Brassicaceae
Product: putative Myb family transcription factor At1g14600
Molecular function (GO): DNA binding; DNA-binding transcription factor activity
Source: RefSeq, a predicted model, not a curated record
UAUAUAUAACCAUAUAGGCAUAAAUAUGAAGUUAAAAUCAUUAAUGUAACUUGAUUUUAUGAAACUAAAUUUUGAAAAACUGCAGCCAAACAAACAAACUAAAAACUAAAAUUAAAUAAUAAUUAAUUAACAAUUUUGUAAAAUGGUCUAAACCCGCCUGAAACUGCGUACUUUGUUUAGAACCGCCUAAUUCUGUCUAAUGACAAAAUACACUUCUCUGGAAUUUAGGAAUAUAUGUCCAUAAAGAUCUUAGUUAUGAGUAGUCGUUCAGAAACCUUUUUUUAAAACAGAUGGAAACAUCAGCUAAACAAAUUUAUCUUCAAUGGUCCGAUUAAGACAUCGUCGAAUCGAUUCAAUUAUAGAUGCCCACAUUGCUGAAAGUCGAAAAUGCAAAAAUGAUUUGACGCCGAUGCAUCGAAACUCCAGAUAUGCUCAUAAAUGAAAUUAGCAUUGUAUGCAUGUACAAGCCUAUAUCUAGUAAUCUAGAUGUGCCUACAAAUAGAAAAGAUAUAUGGAUACUAAAAACAUAUGUGUAGACGUGUAGAAGCAGAUGGAGACUUAUGAAAAUAAAUGAAGGGAAAAAGGCUUGGUGACAAGAAGCUUGUGAAUGAUCGAUGAGAAGCCUCUCUACACGUGGGGGGAAUGAAAAAGUUCUUCUUUUUCAUCUUCAUCAAGGCUAACAGUUUCUUCCAUUCUUUCCUCCCCUCUCCUCAACAACUUUCUUUUGGUUCACAUGUUAAUUUUGAAGAAUUUUACAUUCCGUGGUGUUAUUUUAUUGGGGACUUUUCUUUCUUAUCUAAGAUAACAUAUACUCAUUUAGAACCAAACUUAAUUUUAGGAUACACCAAAAAUUGAUUGAAAUUUACUAUACAAACAGUUAUACUUUUCCCCGACAUAUUCACUAUUUUGUGGCAAAAAAAGAGUACUGAUUAAUCAUGUGAGUUACCAGGUUCUCCUGUAACUGUAAUCGGACUUCGUAUAUGGAUCUAAAUGAUAUUAAUGGAACCGCAUGUAAAAGAAAAAUUGUUCCAAACGUUUCAACCUCUGUAGAACACGGUUAAAAAGUUUGUAGACCAAGGUUUUAAAAAGAUGUUAAAAACGGCUCAACUAACAACGCUAUUCAUCGUUUCACGGGGGUCGGAUGUGUAUCGCAAACCAAGCAAGGACCACUAAUUUAGUUUCUUGGUUACAUAAAUUAAAGUUUUGUUAUGAAUCUACAAAAUGCAUAUGAGGUAGGGAGAUAGUAUAAUUUUGUGUAAGGGAGGAGCAAUAAUAUCCCGUGAUUCCCGUUGGAAAAAAAAAGACGAAAUAUUUGUGUAAUGGAGUCUACAUCAGGGACAGCUGAGCAGUCACACGCCUUGUAAUCUAAUUUACUUGUCUAUCUACCACUCUCGUUUGUCUUUUGCCGUUAGCAUUAAAUGCCAUGCAAAACCCUAAAUCCCAUCGUCUCAUCAAUCCUUUUUGUGAAAAUAUAUCCUUUUUUUGUUAUGAAAAUAUUUCUACGUGCCAUUAUUUAACCAUGUGUUAACUAGCAUUGUAGUUAACUAGUAUUGUAGUUACUUAUUUUGUAAAUGCUGAAGUAUGCCAAAACACUUAAUAUUUGAUAUUCUACAUCUAUAGAUACAAGUUUCCAUUAGUGUUUUUUUUGUUUAAAAGUUUCUAUUAGAGUUUAUCACUGGUAAUUGUGUAUUCCAGUUGAUCGGUAUAUUACUGCAAACCAAUUGAAAAUAAAUCCAAUUUCAAAAGGCAUUUCUUGUACAUACAAUUAAUAUUUUCUAUAAAAUUUAUUGAUGUCACGUACUGAAUCUUCUAAAACAUUAAGGAUCGAAAAUAAAGUUGCAAACAAAAAGACGGGUAAAAGGAGAAUUAAGUUAAAAAAAAAAAUCAAAGAUCUUAAGAAAAAAAUUAUUUAUCUCGAUCAUUCAUGACUUGCACAUUAAUUGACAAAGGUCUUACUCAAGUUCUUGAAAGUUUAAACUUUAAAUCCUAAUUCCGACAAAACUACUCUAGGUAUAUUUUAAUUUUGUGAAUUCUAUUUUGCAUUAAACUAUUGAUUCUGUAGGUGUCAACAUAUUUUAGAUUCUUGGUGUUUUGUUUGUUUCUAAACGCAAAUAAUAUCUUAAUCAUACAUUCAUACUAAUUAAUGCAUUUGAUAUAGUGUUAGUCCCGAUACAUGAAUUUUAUUUAUAUCUAUCAUACUAAUCAAAAGGCCAGUUUGAUGAAUCAAGGGUAAUUUAGACUACUUAGAAUAUUAGCAAACGACCGUAAUUUCUAUCUUUGGAUCAGUUUUCAUCCUUGCUGGUGACACAAUACUAAAAAAGUAAGCGUUACUUGUAAUUCUUUGGUAUUUUAUGUUAUAGGUAAAUAUAUCAAUCUAUCUCCUUUAAAUGAUAAAAUAUAUAGUUUUCUCCCUGCAUGCUAAAUACUAACAUUAUGCAUGCAUACAUAUAACAUUUUACAAAUAUAUAUAUAUAUAUAUAUAUAGAGCUGUCUACAGGAGAAAAAUGCCAAAAUCAAUUAGCUGGGAACAGAAAAGAAAAACUUUUUAGCAUCUGCAACAAGAUUUAGGUGAGUGUUUGUCUACAUGCCCCGGGAGGAGGAGAGAGAGAGAGAGAGAGAGAGGAGGGAAUCUGAAGUGUAUAUUGAUUUAGGGUUUCUCAUAGACAAAGACCAAAUCUCCAUGCUUUGAACCAAGCAUAAUUCAUCUUGUCUUUUAUCUCUUUCAUCUCAAAUCAAAGUAUUGAUUCUAUCCACUUGUUCCAAAACCUAUAUCCAAAGUCUAAAGGCUCCAUAUCUCCGGCCCUUUACAAAGAAAAUGAUCCCAAAUAUGGAGGGAAGCGUGAAGACUACUGACAGGGAGGAAGAGGAGGAGGAGGAAGAAGAAGAAGGUGAAGGAGAAGAGAGUAAGGUUUCAAGCAAUACUACAGUAGAAGCUGAGGUUGGUAAGAAGACGAAGGUGAGGCCUUAUGUGAGAUCUAAAGUCCCUCGACUCCGGUGGACUCCUGAUCUUCAUCUCCGCUUUGUCCGUGCCGUCGAAAGACUUGGAGGUCAAGAAAGAGCAACUCCAAAAUUGGUCCGACAGAUGAUGAACAUCAAAGGGCUCAGUAUUGCUCAUGUCAAGAGCCAUCUACAGAUGUACCGGAGCAAGAAGAUGGAUGAUCAAGGUCAAGCCAUAGCUGAUAACAGACAUUUCAUCGAGAGUUCCACAGAUCGGAAUAUUUAUAAAUUAAGUCAGCUACCGAUGUUCCGAGGCUAUAACACUAAUCAUAGCCACGAUUCUCCAUUCAGAUACGGAAGUAGAUUUUCAAAUGCUUCAUUGUGGAACUCUAGCUCCCAUGAGACAAACCGGAGUUUGAUAGAUAGGACCGGUUUAAUUCGCGGCUCGUCGGUUAACAAUAACAUCCAUGGUAGUGAAUAUUGGACUAACAACAGGUCUUUCCAAAACACCUACUCUUCUUCAGUUUCUAAUCACUUACCAAAGCUAAGACACAACCAUCAAGAACGGAACAACUUAGCCACAUUCAACAGCAUUCAAGGACAUUCAAGAACGUUUGAGAAGUUCGAGACCGGUAUUGAAGAGAGGACCAAUCAUGUUUAUUGCACCAAGACAACGGGCAAAAGAAACGCAAGUACCAGCCUCGAUCUUGAUCUCUCUCUUAAGCUAAGAGUACCCGAGGAGACAACUUUGGAAGAGACAGAAACAGCAACAACGGAUCAAACGUUGUCGUUGUCGUUAUGUUCAUGGAAAAAGAGCCGAGUGAUCAAGACGGAUGAAGAGGAUCGGACGGUUAAGAUUGGACAGGCAAGUACUCUGGAUCUGACUCUAUGAAUUAUAGGUAAGAAUGAGACAAAUUCUAAGUGAGAUCCUGAGGUACUUAUCCAAUAAUAUCUUAAUAUCAGUGCCUUUAUUGUUAAGUAUUUAUGUACUUUAUUUAAUAUUAUUAGAAAGAAACAAAAAGGUCUGAAUAUAUAAACAUUUUGAGUUUGUUUGAUACCACCAAUUUGUAUCAUCACAUAUAUAUUAAAAAAUGUUACUAGCUGCAUGAUGA